This is a messenger RNA of Brettanomyces nanus, 1482 nucleotides long. RefSeq lists its product as uncharacterized. NCBI's taxonomy places the organism in Eukaryota, Fungi, Ascomycota, Pichiomycetes, Pichiales, Pichiaceae. The record is from RefSeq and is a predicted model, not a curated record. The coding region runs from base 1 to 1482 and encodes 493 amino acids. The transcript has a single exon.
AUGCCGAUGUUAACUCAUAUAUCAAAUGGAACUGAUGAUGAUCCUUCCAGAUGCUAUAUAUGCCUUUGCAAUAAGGGAGAGAGAGCUCCCUACUGUUCUCGCCGAGAGUCUGACGACUUCAUUAGACCCUGCAAGUGCUCAUUAGUGGCGCACAGGAAGUGUUUUCUCUCCUGGGUUUCUAGCUUGGCAAUUCCCAAAGUGAUUGGCAGAGAUGACAGUGAGAAUAAUCGGUUUGGUAUUCCUAUGCCCUUCACUAGUACCCCCAAUCCAAGUGCCUCUGCAUAUCACUGCUCUAUCUUCAGGCUCUUCACUGGCACAUUGUCUCCUGCAUACGAUAAGAUGUGCGUAUUUGUGGAUUGCCCACAGUGUAGAAGACAAAUCUGUUUGGCCACAAAAAACAGCUUGAUCUUAAACUUCAGGAGAUUUUGUGAACAGAUUGUUGAUAAUGUGGGGUCCGCAGCACUGGUCUCGGGCGUGAUAACGACUGCAUGCGUUUCGCUUAUGGCUUCGGCCUUAUUUUCGUUAGGUGUGGCAGGCCAGGAUAUACUUGAAGUUAUGGCCAAGCCUAGUGUACAGCUAGGAUUAUAUGGGACAAAGCAUUUUCCGUCCAUCAGUAUAUCUGAUGCAUUGGAUAAGAGUUUGAUAAGCCCGCAGAGGUUUGUCUCUGUUACAUGCUUCGUGCCAUUAUACACCAUGUAUAUGAAUUCUGCAUUGCCGUUUGGCAUACAGACUGAUAUGAUGCUCAUUAUGCUAUCGUAUUCGUUGUUCAACGACCCUGAUGGCUUAGUCGAUACGAUACCGUGCCGUAUCUUAAGAAGACUGGCAUUUAUGAAGGUAGGUUUCAAAGCCCUUUAUAAUAUAACCCUUAACCGAGCUUAUUACAGAUGGCAUAAGACUAUUCAACCUUGCUUCUUUGCUGAUAAGAUGUCGGCUGCAGACCUACAAAGAAUUGAAGCUGAAAUCGAACAAGAUACUGAACGUGAAAAUCAAGAAGAGGCAGCGGAAAUUAAAGACGCAACUUACCCCUUUGCUUUACGAAUGUUUAGAAAGACGGGAAGAUUUCUAUCAUCGAUGGCCCAUGAUUGGUGGAGAGAGAUGAUUCUAUGCUACACUGUGGAUUUCUCCCGAAUGUUUGGCUCAAGUUCUUUGUACAGACGUGUGUUAUCUACAUUUCUUCUUCCUAGGGUUGGUGUGUUUGUCAGCACGAAUCUUUUGGUACUAGUUCCGGGAAUCAAUGGUUUUCUCAGCAAGUUUAGUGACACUCCAGAUGAAAGUCUUUUCUUAAGGAACAUUCUUGGAUGCGUCACAGUUGCCUUUGGAAGAGAGCUGUUGUCAUUCUCCUUAAAUUAUUUUAGGUAUAGACAGUUUCAAAGUAUCGACGUCGAUGCAGAUCCUUCGGAUUAUUGGAAAUAUAUGGCGGACGUAUAUCAGGACGGGAAUUCUACGGCAUCCACUGCUGACGAUAAUGCAGCUAACGUGUAA